UGUUACAAGGUAGACGAUCUGGGCCGCGAUCUUUGGGGGAGAGGCUGCGAUCUUGAGGUUGACCGUUUACGCUUUGCUGAAGGUAGGGUUCGCGGUCGUGAUCCGGGAUGUCACGACUACUAUCUUUAUCGUGGGCACAAGUGAAGAGAAUUGCGAGUCGAUCGUCUAAACUCUCAACUCCUCCCUUGGUGGCUACUCUUGAAGUUCGCGGCUUUGGCUCCAGAGUUCGUGGCCAUGAUCUUAUCACUAGAGGCUGCUAUUUCAUGCUCUAGUUCACGGCCUCACUUCAUGGCCCUAGUCUUGGUACUGAAGGCUGCGAUCUUGGCUCCUUCAGCCGUGAUCUCCCAUUUUCCCCCCUUUUCUAGAGGUGUCAAUCGGGCCGGUUCGGGUUGGGUUCAAUAGGGUGGAGGGAAAGUCAGAUUUCGGUUUCAUCGGGUUGCAGGUUAGUCGAGUUUGGGUUUAUCGGUUUCGGGUUUGGGUUCAAUUGGGUUGUAGGUUAGUCGGGUUGCGGGUUCGAAUUCAAUCGGGUUGCGGGCAAAUUGGGUUGUGGGUUCAUCAGGUUUUGGGUGGGGCGGGUUGUGGGCGUAUCGAUUGCGGGUUGUAUGGGUCAGUGCAUCAAGAAUUGGACUACCUUUUGGAGCGGAAGGAAGAAGUUUGGCGGCAAUAUUUAUCAAGCAAAAAAAAAAGGGGGGAAUUUUUCAACGAGAAGGGAAAUUGAUUAACAAUAAAAAGACAUGAAUUAUAUAUAUAUAAUGAAUUACAUGCUGGAUUCUCUUUUUUUCUUAUUGUAGGAUACAUGCUUGAUUCUCUUAUGUGUGAAGUAUAAACAUUUGUUUAACAAAAAAUAUAUAUAUAUAUGAAUUGUUGUCAAUCAAUAAUCCAUAUUAUAAGAAACAUAUCUUCUCCCGUUGUGCUAUAAAGGUUGACCUUGCGAAAACAUUUGAUUCGGUUAAUUGGAUGUAUUUGUUUAUGAUGAUUGAGAUAAUGGGAUUUCCAGUUUUCUUUACUAAUUGGAUUAAACUGUGUGUCAAGACUGCUAAAUUCAGUAUUAGCAUUAAUGGUGGGCUUUGUGGUUACUUUGGGGAUAAAAUGGGGGUUAGGUCACCCUGCCUCUUUAUCAUUGCCAUGGAAGGGCUUUCUUUUCUGUUGAAUGACUAUGCAGCUGCCGGUGUGUUACCAUUUCAUUCACAGUGCAAGAGAGUGCAGCUUACUCACCUGAGCUUCGCGGAUGAUCUACUUAUCUUUACAAAAGGAUCAGGCAUAUGUAUUUCUAAAGUACAUGAUAUUCUUUCUGAAGUCUAUCUACUUUCUGGUCUCAAAUGCAAUCCAGCUAAGUGUGAAGUUUAUUUUGGUGAUCUGUCCGUCGCGUUCAAGGGUAAUACUCUACAGAUUUCAGGGUUUUAGGAGCGAGAGCUUCUUGUAAGGUAAUUAGGGUUUCCCUUGAUUUUGGGUAAGCUGUCUUCUGUUAAAUGUGAGAAGCUUGUGGCGAAGAUUACUCAGAAGUUACAAUCAUGGAGGGCAAAACGUCUUAGUUAUGCAGGUCGUCUUCAACUGAUCACUUCUGUAUUAAUGGGUGUUUUUCAGUUCUGGAUGCAAGUUUUUCUGCUCCCAAAAAAAGUGCUGAAGCAUAUUCAACAUAUCUGUUCUCAUUUUUUGUGGCAUGGUGGAAAGGAAGGCAGGGCAAAAACUGAAUUGGAUAGAAUGGCUUGUUCUAGGAAAGAGGGAGGUUAGGGACCGAAGGAAUUAUGCUCCUGGAACCAGGCUUGCACUGCUCGAAUGAUGUGGCUUAUUCUGAUGCAAAGUGGUAUAAUCUGGGUGGCUUGGAUAAGGAUGAACAGGAUCAAACAAUGUAGCAUCUGGACUGUGAAACCCAGCUCAUGGGCUUGGUGAAGAAUUCUGAAAACACGAUCUCUUCUCUAGCCUCACUUUAGUUUGCAGGGAAGGGAGGUUCCAUGGGACAAUCUUCCUAUGCCUCGAUUCUUGAUUGUUGCGGUUUGGACCAAGAGGGGAUUUCCACUCUCUAGGUUAAUUUCACCCAAUAUUGAGUUAAAGCUAGCACACUCAAUCAUUCAUGAAUAAUACCUCAAAUAUUAUAUAAAAAUCUCAAUCAACACAAAAGCUUCAUGUUCUUACAUCCUAACAUAUAGAGAGACUAGGAUUCACAAUACCCAAGUGAGUAGGUAGGCUAUUCCAUAGCUAAACAAGAGAAAACAACAAAAAGGAGAGAAAUAACCAUGAAGUGAUGUCAAUCUUUCCUCCUUGUUGCUUGAGACACCCUUGAGAUGAAGAUCAAUCCUCUAGCUAGGAACAAGCCCAAAGCUCCUUCUUCCUCCUUUGAUUUGCACUUUCUCACUCUAGAAGAAACCCUAACCCCUCACUAGAAUCCUCUUUAUUCUGAAAAAUGAAAACCUAACCUAAAGUGAAGCUCUCUCUUCUUCUUCCUUUCAGCUCACAUUUUAUACCAGGAUCGGGCUCAGUUCAUGGCCGUGAACUCUUCAACGCGUCCGUGAACACAGAGCAUUGUGUCGAAACACACCGCUUCACUUGCAUGAGUUCACAGUUUGCACUCAAUGUUCACGGUCUUGUUGACCGUGAACUCGCCUUGGGCUAGUAACUACAGAUUUCUCCCUGGACGCCUCACGGUUCACGGUUUAUGGCUUCAGUUCACAGCCUUAGUAGACCGUGAACUCCAAUGGGAAACCGUUUUGCGCUUUUUGAACUCCAAUUUUCCCAAAAUUAGGCCUUGACCCUUCCACACGUGCUAGACCUGAAAUGUAUCAAAACAAGCACAACCUAGCGUGAAAUAUGUCGAGGAGCGAUGAAAUGAAAAGUCAAACUAUCAAGAAAUGAGGGGCAAAAUGUGUACAUUUGGACCCGAAUCAGGGGACAACAAGUUGGUCCUGGAUUUGAAGGAAUUGAAGGAGAAUCAACAUCGAGGUGCUAAUCAGCUUCAAAACCAAAAUGAGGAAGCGGGAGCCGUGGAAGAGCCAAGGACUAUGGGCUAUUACAUGGCUCCACGGGCGGCGGAUAUACAAUCUCCCAUCUUACACCCACCCUUGGCCGCCAACAACUUUGAAAUCAAGCCCUCUUUCGUGAUGAUGAUUCAAAACAACGCCUUAUUCCACGGGCUUGCCAAUGAAUCACCACGAGAGCAUGUUCAAAGGUUUCUUGAGGUUGUGGGAAGCUUGAAGAUAAAGGUGUUCCCGAGUAGGCAUUGCAACUGAGGAUAUUCCCUAUUCUUUGGCGGGGAAGGCCAUUUGAUGGCUCAACAACCAAAAGGCUCGAUCCAUCACCUCUUGGGAUGAUUUACUCAACAAGUUCAUGACCCGAUAUUGUCCUCCUUCCAAGACGUCCCAGUGGAGGAAGAAUAUCACUCACUUUGAGGAAGAGGAAAAUGAGACUUUGAGGGAUGCAUAGGAAACAUUCUCCGACUACUUCCUUCAAUGCCCUCAUCAUGGAUUCGAGGAGCAAUCUCGGAUAGAGACUUUCUAUGGAGGUCUCAUUCAAGAUGAUAAGAUUCUCAUCGACUCUCUUUGCGGUGAUGUCUUGCGGUUGGUGUUCGAGCACUAAUCAUGAAAUUGCGGAUUGCCAAGUCAUAAAGGAGACAAACACCCUCGAGGAGCAAGUGAGUUUCAUUGCCAAUGCUAGAGGGAACAACCCUUAUAGCAACACCUACAACCCCGGGUGGCACAAUCAUCCAAACUUCGCUUGGUUUUCCCCUUCCAAUCCAAGACCUCCCGGCUUCCAAGGUCUGACGGGCAACUAUCAACCUCGACCGACUUUCAUCCAACAAAUGCCUCAAUUCCAAAACUCAAACUUCCAACAACCAUACCUAUAACAAGAUGGUCAAGGGUUUCAACAACAACAAGUUGAUAAGUUCUCUAAACUUUAAGAGCUUGUGACCACCUUUGUGAGUACAAGCUCUCAGAAGUUCAAGAAGAUUGAGCAAUUCAUGGAAGUGGCAACCUCCAAGUUUACCUCGGUUGAGGCGGGACUUUGAAUUCAUCAAGCAAGUCUCUAGAACUUGGAAGUGCAAAUCGACAAUCUUGUUGGGAUCCUCACCGAGAGACCUAAGGGAGCCCUACCCUCUCAAACCAUUACAAACCCCAAGGAUCAUGUCGAGGUUAAUGAAAUUCACUUGAGAAGUGGGAAGGUGACUCCGGAGGUCGUUGCCAAAGAAGUGAAUGUGAAGGAAGACCCUCUACCCGAGGGUGGAGAAGAAGAAACCUCAAGAGAAAAGAGAGGAGUAGCGAGGAAGGCAUCGCCAACGCCACCACCUAUGGCUGAGUACACGCCACCCCUACCUUUUCCCAAGAGGGUGCACAAGGAAAGAUUGGAAGCUGAAUAUGGAGGUCUCAUAGAGAUGCUCUGAAAGCUCCACCUCAACAUUCCCUUCCUUGAAGCAAUCGCCCACAUGCCAAGGUAUUCAAAAUACCUCAAGGGGCUUCUCUCCAAGAAGCCAAAGUUCGAAGACCUAGCCAAUGUCACUCUAGGAAAGGAGUUGUAACACCCUACCCCUAUGCGUAUUACCUAAUCACAUUGCUCAUACAAUUGCAGCGGAAAUAAUCUCGGGUGUUACAUUAAUUACAAAAUUUACCCAAUUAAAAUUUCGACAUAUAUUACUCGCGUAAUGGGCUAACAGUUCUUGUAACUAAAUCCUGCAAAAUCAUUUAUCUGAAUCCCUGCAUCCAUAGACAUACACAUAUGCCCAUAACCAUAUACAUUGGCUUUCAUAGCCAUGGUCACAGUUUCAUACUACAUAACUGCAUACCAUACUGAUACAUGCUAUAAUCGUCACAACUUACAUACUGAUACGCAUAUUAUCAACUUACCACACUUAUGGAUAUCUCACACUACAUCAUAAGCUAGUAUGGACAUGAAAAACAUUCUCAAAACAUUUUUUUUUACAAAAGGGUGUGGAUCACUGGCCAAAAUCCCGAGUAGUAGUCCAAGCACAGAAUAGUUGAAGACCAUACCUCAUCUUUCCUUCAACUCUUGGUCAGCUUCCACUUAUACACCUAUCUACUGCUGCUGAUGUUGAUGAUCUGCUUACACAUGGCAUACGCAAAGAAAAGGAUGAAGAGGGUCAGCUCAUGGCUGCGUGAGACAAUCAUUGCAUUGUGAGUUCAUAACAAAGCAUACCCCUACCA
This is a messenger RNA of Linum trigynum, 5150 nucleotides long. NCBI's taxonomy places the organism in Eukaryota, Viridiplantae, Streptophyta, Magnoliopsida, Malpighiales, Linaceae. The record is from the annotation of a GenBank genome assembly.